UGGUUCGACCGUUUCAGCCGCGGUUAUCCACCCUCAGCUGCCGCCGUCCGAGCCCCAGUGGACAGCAGUUGCGACAGUGGUUCGACCGUUGCAAGCCGUUCAGCCGCGGUUAUCCACCCUCAGCUGCCGCCGUCCGAGCCCCAGUGGACAGCAGUUGCGAGCCCCGUAAGAAGUUCGCAAAAGUGGUUCGCUGCUGUGGGAGAGCGCAGUGGUUCGCUGCUGUGGGAGAGCGUACGGAGAUCUGCUCAGGGAUAUUCUCGCCCACGGUGGAUCUCAGCCGUUGGUGAACGGACUAAGGCCUGGCGGGGCUUGUGGGCUCGCGAGUUGGUGCCGGCGAAAGGAGGUGGCUACUCGACCGGUUGCUCGCUCGUGUCGGCGUCA
This is a messenger RNA of Striga asiatica, 381 nucleotides long. NCBI's taxonomy places the organism in Eukaryota, Viridiplantae, Streptophyta, Magnoliopsida, Lamiales, Orobanchaceae. The record is from the annotation of a GenBank genome assembly.